CUCUCGGGGGGCGGGCCCUGAGCGGGCACCUCCUCUUUCCGAACCCUCGAGAGGCAGCCUUCUGGCGCACACGUCUCGUUCAGCUUCUCUUCCCGCCCUCCAAGAUCAAAAUCGAGAAUCGAAACUGAGCUGGAGUCCAUGCAGCAGGAGCCUGCACCCGCCAGAUCUCCGGGGUCCCAGCAGGAUCCCGCGCUGCCCCACACGCCCACCAUGCCUCCCCCGGAGUCCCUCUCGGAAGACCACCAGCCCAGCCCCAGCCACUGCCCCACAGAGCAAGCCACGGAGGAGGAGUUCCAGUUCCUGCGCUGCCAGGGCUGCAAGGCCGAAGCCAAGUGCCCUAAGCUGCUGCCUUGUCUGCACACGCUGUGCUCAGGAUGCCUGGAGGCGCCGGGCACGCAGUGCCCCAUCUGCCAGGCGACCCAGCCCCCAGGCGCUGACGCGCGGGCCCUGGAUAACGUCUUCUUCGAGAGUCUGCAGCGGCGCCUGUCGGUGUACCGGCAGAUCGUGGACGCGCAGGCCGUUUGCACCCGCUGCAAAGAGCCGGCCGACUUCUGGUGCUUCGAGUGCGAGCAGCUCCUCUGCGCCAAGUGCUUUGAGGCGCACCAGUGGUUCCUCAAGCACGAGGCCCGACGCCUGGCAGAGCUCCGCAGCCAGUCGGUGCGCGAGUUCCUGGACGGCACGCGCAAGUCCAACAACAUCUUCUGCUCCAACCCCAACCACCGCACCCCUACGCUGACUAGCAUCUACUGCCGAGGCUGCUCCAAGCCGCUGUGCUGCUCGUGCGCGCUGCUGGAUAGCGGCCACAGCGAGCUCAAGUGCGACAUCAGCACGGAGAUCCAGCAGCGGCAGGACGAGCUGGACGCCAUGACCCAAGCGCUGCAGGAGCAGGACCGCGCUUUUGAUGCGGCGCAGGCGCAGAUGAGCUCGGCCGUCAGCCAGCUGGGCCGCGUGCGCGCCGAAACCGAGGAGCUGAUCCGCGCGCGCGUGCGCCAGGUAGUAGCGCACGUGCGGGAGCAGGAGCGCGAGCUGUUGGAGGCGGUGAACGAGCGGUACCAGCGCGACUACGAAGAGAUAGCGGGCCAGCUGAGCCGCCUGGAUGCAGUGCUGCAGCGCAUCCGCAUGGGCGGCGCGCUCGUGCAGAGGAUGAAGCGCUAUGCCUCGGACCAGGAGGUGCUGGACAUGCACGGCUUCCUGAGCGAGGCGCUCGGCCGUCUGCGCCAGGAGGAGCCCCGGAGCCUGCAGGCCGCCGUGCGCACCGACAGCUUCGACGAAUUCAAGGUGCGCCUGCAGGACCUCAUCUCUUGCAUCACCCAGGGGACAGAUGCAGCUGUACCCAAGAGAACCAGCCCAGAGGCUGCCAGCACUCGCAGGGACCCUUCUGACGUUGACCUGCCAGAGGAGGUGCAGAGGGCUCAGGCGCCGGCCCCGGGGCUGGCCGAGGCCCUGGCUGAGACCCAACCUGUGGCUGUGGUACAGGCGGUGCCUGGAGCACACCCUGUGCCAGUGUACGCCUACUCCAUCAAAGACCCCUCCGACAGAGAGGAGGUCUCCAGUGCAGCCACACCGCAGAAGAGGAAGUCCUGCCAGACCGAGUGCCCCAGGAAGGUCAUCAAGAUGGAGUCUGAGGAGAGAGAGGCAAGGUUGGCCCGGAGCUCCCCCGAGCAGCCCAGGCCCAGCACCUCCAGGGCAGUCUCGCCACCCCACCUGGACAAGCCUCCCAGCCCCAAGAGCCCCAUCGUAGGAAAUGAGGUCUUCCUGCCCAACAGCAACCACACAACCAGCGACCCUGCGGAGGCAGAGGAACGCAUCGUGGUGAUCAGCAGCUCAGAAGACUCAGAUGCCGAAAACUCGCGCGUGGAGCCCAUGGAGAGCGAUGCGCCACACUCCUCGCCAGCCCAGCCACUGCGGAGAGCGCAAGGAGCGUCCCACCCCUGCCGGCGUUUCACCCGUCUGCUACAUGGCACAUGCCGCCCCCUGGCUUGGCCUCUCCACCCUCCCAUCGAGCAAGCUGCUGUCCCUGAUGCUGAAUGUCCCAACCAGACUGCCGGUCACCAGGAGCAUGCUGCUGUCCACCGUGGGAUCAGCUCCCUGUCACGCAGAACACCAAGAAGUACCCACCUUCGCCGCUCAUUAGGCUUGCCCCUCGAAGUCUAUUGUACCCCCAAGAGGACUUUCCUUCCCCUCACGGUCCAAGUCACUACCCCUGCCACCACGGGGCCUCCCAACCAUCGUGCCAAUCCCCAAGAGUGUCCCACUCGCCUCCAAAGGGCAAGCGGGCAACCCCGCUGGGCGAGAGGCGCAGUACUAUCCCGAGGCCGCUCCCUCCGCGGCUUCCCCCAUGUACAGUGGCUUAACAACUUCUUUGCCCUUCCUCUGUCGUCUGUGGCUCCCCAGCUUGAUGCCUCUCUCAGGGGGGGUGUUGGGGGAGGAAGAGCACCCCAGACUCUUGGGGCAGGAGUCUCCCCCAGGGAUUCUGACAGAGCCCCCAUGGAGAAUCCCCAAGUCCAGGUCCCAGUGGAAGUCCCUCCAAUUGCAUUCCUACCACCCCACCCUCCAGAAAGGUCCCCCACCAGCCUGGCCCCCCUCAGACAAGCCUCUGAGAGUCCCUAGUGCCUCCCUUUUCUACAGCUGCUGGCCACCACCCUCUUGUAACCUGUGGCCGAACACCCAUGACCUGCUCCCUGAGCCUCCAUCCCACUGCCUGGCCCAGCCCACACACUAAAGGUCCUGCACACAAUAGGCAUUCAAUACAUCUUGGUCAAGGAGUAAACCAAGGAAUGAAUGGCUACAUGGACUCUGGGCAGGAAGACUUAAGUCCUCUUCAGCCAAGAGGACAUGACUGGGAUUCAGGCCAUCAUUUCACACAUCCUUGGGCCUCUUUGCCCAAGAAAAAGAAGCUUCUCUCGCCCUUUGCACCUCCCACUGCCCCAUACCCCCACCCCAAGCCUUUCCACUAGGCCUCUGCCAGGAUCUGAGCCCAUGAGGGCGGGGACUGUGUCCAUCCCAGGACCUGGCAGAUGUGGCUGCUCAAUAAAUAUUUGUUGAAAGAUACCCUUGCAAACCCUUCUUCCAUGACCAUCAACUUCCCUGCUGGACUUAGCUCUUCCCUGCAGGUGGCUUUGUUUCCUCCCUGCACUGAAACUCGGUUCUCCUGUGGGGAAACUGUCUCCUCUUUCUCUCACACCCUAUGAGCAUCAGAAGUGGGAGGUGGGGACAAGGCCCUCGGUGCCUCCUGGACUGUUUCAGUCCCACCAUCUGGUAAGAUCCCUCUGCCUUUGAGGUUCCAGGUCUCCAGGUGAGCCCCACUUUCUCCAGCCCCUCUCAGACAUCCUCCUGCCUCACCCCACAUAGGGAAGAGCCCGGGACCUGCCUCCUAGGUUUCCUGUCCCCACGUAGGUCCAGCCUUCUUCCUGGGUGACUCCAGCACCCACCACCCUUGCCUCUCCACUCCUUGACCUCUUGGGGUCUUCACCCCAUUCCACUGCAGCUGCCAACUACGUGUCUGCACCCUGGACCUCACCAUCACCGGGAAUUGGCCCACUGAGACUCUGACCACAGCCUCC
Ceratotherium simum simum (southern white rhinoceros) is the source of this 3563-nucleotide messenger RNA. RefSeq names its product PML nuclear body scaffold (gene PML). Gene Ontology annotation, molecular function: zinc ion binding. NCBI's taxonomy places the organism in Eukaryota, Metazoa, Chordata, Mammalia, Perissodactyla, Rhinocerotidae. Gene Ontology annotation, biological process: intrinsic apoptotic signaling pathway in response to DNA damage; innate immune response; suppression of viral release by host. The record is from RefSeq and is a predicted model, not a curated record. Gene Ontology annotation, cellular component: PML body; nucleoplasm.